CACACACACACACACACACACACACACACACACACACACACAAUGGCUCCUCAAAUAACGAAAAGUACCGUGGGGUGGUAGUACAUCGAUGGUCCUAUCCGCGACAGUGUCUACACUAGUCGCCGUCGUCGGCGUGUUCGUUAUCCUGUCGUCCUAGGUCGGGAGAAACGCGCGCGCCGCACGCUGUCACACAGUCUAACGGACGAUUUGUGCCGACCAAUGUGGGUGUUUGUGUGUGAGUAUUUAUGUAUUUGUGUGUUUGUGUGUGUGUGUUAGUCCGCGUAGUCCUAUGAACCGCCUAUACCGGUUCGAACGGUGGUACUGUGAUCAACUGGUGGCGCACUCUGUAGUGUUUCGGUGGGCACAUUUACUAUCCUCGUCACCUCGGUUUGAGAUGAAGAUGUCUUUACUACGCAACGAGUCCGCUGGCAUAGUCAGUCGUCCGCACGCGUCCAGUGAGUUCGGAUCGGUUGGUCCUAACGCUAUGGUUAGCCAGCGGGAUCGCUUCCAUAUCAGUUGCUAUCUCAUCUCAAGGCAGCCGGCACCAGUGUCGUUUCAUCUAAUCUAAUUUCAUAGUCAUUCAAAUUCUAUAUUCAAGCAAGUGCACGAACGCAAACGGGACGGUGAGUGAUCAGUGUGACGGUACGAUAGGUACACGUCGACGUGCUACCUAGAUGCCGGUGCCGUUGUGCUUUACCGCGUGGCGUGAAAUAUGUAAUACGUUUCAACAAAACUGUCCCCGGAGAAUACGGUGGUGAGAAGCGGCAGGCGAAGGAUUACAGUUUGGUUUCUACACGUUCCAACCACAUUCGGCACGCAAGACACGGUCUCAAAAUAGGAAACCGUUAUCGUUACCAUAACGGUGAUUCUUCGGUAAAUCUACUUUAGAAAAAAUGAAACCUCGAGCACAUCACACCGACAGCUCUUCGAUCAAAUCGAUCAGCUCUGAAGACGUCAGCACACAGCAGCACUAUCAUGGAAACAUGUGCUGCAGUGCGGAAGCGAAGAAUCCGGCCUUCAAACGGGGUCGCCAACUGCAGCAAAUGCAGAUGAUCAUUCUUCCAUUUAUACCAAUCCUAGCACUGAUUGUGCAAACUUCCUACGAGAUGAUCGAGAUCGUUAGCUACCGCAUGGAGGUGACAGAGAUCGAAAACCAGGUUACCAUGGCGACGGACCUGGGAAAGGUCGUGACGCGCUUGCAGCAAGAACGUUCCGACGUGGCAUUUUACAUCUAUACCAACGGGAUGACAUUGCGAAGGAAUCUGAACGACACGUUUCUCGAAACAGAUCUGGCACUGGACAACAUGUCGUCCUGGCCUGACAUUUCGAUACGCACUAUUCAACCAAACAACGGUGAGGUAACGUGGCUUAACAUGAGCGAAUUCCGCGAGACACUGCAGGAGUUUCGCGCCAACAUCAGCACCGAGGACAGUACAGUACCGCAGAUUUUGCGAUGGUACACGACCGCUAACGCAGCACUGUUGGAGCAUCUUACCAACCAGAUAAAGGAUGCGAACAAAAGCGGGGUGUGGCGGUUUCUGUUGAGCUUCAAGAAUUUGCUUCGUAGCAUCGAAAGCUUGGACAUAUCUUCGGUGUACGGUAUCAAUUACUAUGGUCGUGGAUAUCUCAAGCCCGAUUCAUACAUCAAGUACGUGCAGCAUGAUAUCCUCGGGCGGGACCUGUUGAAUGGAUCGCUUCAUUUUGUUCCAUCGCUGAAAGUGAUCUAUCGGAACAUCACACUCACGAUGCGAAGCUACGGCAACAUAACCCAGUGGAGCAAAACCAUCCAGAAGAAUUUGCGACGAGAAGGAAACGUGGCUGAUGCACGUUCGUACUACGAGUCUAUGGCGUAUUACAUUGACGAACUGCGGAAGCUGCAGAGAGCGUUGCGGUCGAUCAUACGCAAUGAGGUUCAGAAAGUACUCCAGUCGGCAGACAACAUGGAAACCUUCGGCAUUGCCAUCCUGGUGGUCGUUCUUAUUGUUUCUCCAAUCAUCAUCAUACUGGUGCGAAAUGCGGCCGCAACCAUACAACUGUACGCUAUUAAUCUGGCUCACAAAGCGAAAGAACUGAAACGAGAGAAGCGUAAAUCCGAUUCACUGCUGUUCCAGAUGCUACCACCAACGGUGGCCACACAACUGAAGCAGGCCCAAACUGUCCCCGCGGAGUACUACUCGGCAGUGACGAUAUUUUUCAGCGACAUCGUUGGCUUCACCGAAAUUGCUGCGGAAUGCACGCCAUUGGAGGUGGUCUCCUUCCUGAAUGCCAUCUACCGGAUGUUCGACGAGCGCAUUGAGUGUUACGAUGUGUACAAAAUCGAAACCAUUGGCGACUCGUACAUGGUGGCUUCCGGAUUGCCGGUGAAAAACGGCAACAAACAUGUGGCGGAAAUAGCAACAAUGGCUCUGGAUCUAUUGGAUGCUUCCGGCUACUUCAGCAUACCGCAUAAGGCCAAUGAACCGGUACAAAUACGCUGCGGCAUACAUACAGGACCUGUGGUAGCUGGUAUUGUUGGUACAAAAAUGCCAAGAUAUUGCCUUUUUGGCGAUACGGUUAAUACUGCAUCCCGCAUGGAGUCUACGGGCGAAGCUCUAAAAAUUCACAUUUCUGCCGAAAUGAACGAAGCGCUGGUUAAGGUGGGAGGAUUCAAAACGGAACACCGUGGAUUGAUCGAUGUAAAGGGCAAGGGCCUGAUGGACACAUACUGGCUAACGUGCAAGGAGGGUGCAACCCCGAACAAUAGUCAUGGAGAGGUAGCUUGGUUUGCGGAUAUGAAGCCGGUGUAUUUAAAAAUACUGGAGAGAACACAGGUGACCGUCCAUCCCCCACCGGACGAACCGGUCCUGACCGAGAAGCCAAUUGUUGGCCUCUACCCAACCGGCGGCGGUGGCGUUGCGGCAGGGCUCAAAUCGAAAAGCCCGAGAUGUCCCUUCGAGCUGGAUCGUCUUGUCACUGGGACGGUGGGCGGUGCUCCCGGCGAGCUGUCCCGGGCCCGGGACUUAUCGCUAAAAUCUUCUCCCUCCGUCGCGACCUCCACUUCGCGCCAGUCGACGUCCUGCUCGGACGUGGCCCUCGAACGGGAGGUGACGAUGUACGGGUGCUUCAAAUUCAACCCCAGUUCAAGAAAUGCGCGGAAGCUGUUCAUGACACACAUGUUAAUUGUGCUGCUCAUACCGAUAGCAUCGGUCGUAAUGCAGAAUAUGCUGCUGCUACAGCAACACGUGAAAUCCUACAGCGAAACAAUAUCGGCCAACGAAGAGAUGGCACUAACGAUUAACAUUACGCGCCUGCUGAACGUUAUCCAGAACGAACGGAUGAGUUUGGUGUUUUACAUGCUGACAGGCAAGAAUCGAACCCAGGUCGAACUUUCCAUCGAGCACACGAACGAUGCGCUGAACCAUCUUGGCGAAGAUCUUAAUUAUCUGCUACCGGCGGGCACUGCAAACCACACGCUGAUAGCCGACAUGAGAAUCAAAACGCCCGAAAAUGAAACCUUUACCGGGCUGGAAUACUUCGAGCCGUACAAUGCGCUUAACCGGUACGUAAUCAAUCAGAUCGUACGCAGUACCGGUACCUCGAUUAGCUCAACCGUCUGGCGCCAGUUUGUGGUGUACAAAAAUCUGAUUGAAGCCAUCGAAAGCAUCAACAUUGCUGCGAUCUUAGUGCUGCAGUUCAUUUGCAACGGUUAUCUGGGAUUGUCCGAUUACGCUCAAUUCAUACGCCGCGAUGCGGCCGCACUGGACUACAUCGCUUCAGCGCAGAAUUUCAUGACCUCGCUCAGCAUCAUAUCGGAGGCCGAGUUUAGUGUGAUGCAGUACUGGCGCACGCAGGUGCUGAUCAACAUUUCCACCGGCUAUCGCCGGGAUGCGCUCGUAGAGUACUAUCAUUCGGUAACAACCGUGCUGAAGAAUCUGCAAAUGGUGCAGGACCAGAUUCAGACCGACGUGAAGGAAACGAUCCUGGAGGAGAUCCAAAGUGCGCGAAGGCAUCAGUCGAUCUCGAUCGGACUGGUGGUGGUUAUCCUUAUUAUAAGUCCGAUACUGGUGCUUAUGAUACAAGCAGCCACCAGCACGAUACAGAACUAUUCGACGAAGCUGAUGGCCCGCACGAUGGAGCUGCGCAUGGAGAAGGGCAAGUCGGACCGUCUGCUCUACCAGAUGUUGCCACCGGCCGUAGUGAAGCAGCUGAAGCAACAGCGCCAAGUGCCGGCAGAAACGUUCGAUGCAGUGACUAUAUUUUUCAGCGAUAUCGUAGGCUUCACCGACAUCUCGGCUAGCAGCAGCGCGAUGGAGGUGGUUAUCAUGCUCAAUACACUGUACCGUUUGUUUGACUCGAUCAUACUGAAGUACGAUGUGUACAAGGUGGAAACCAUCGGAGACGCGUACAUGGUUGUAUCGGGACUGCCACAACGGAAUGGGAAUAGGCAUGCCGGCGAAAUUGCCAUGAUGUCGUUGGAUUUGGUUUGUGGCAUUUCGGGAUUCACCAUACCACAUAUGAAGAACAGAACCUUGGAAAUUCGCGUCGGUAUUAACACGGGACCGUGUGUGGCAGGGGUAGUCGGAACUACGAUGCCAAGAUAUUGCCUGUUUGGGGACACCAUAAACACUGCGUCCAGAAUGGAGUCGACAGGGGAGCCUAUGAAGAUUCAUAUCUCAGAGAGCACCAAAGAGGUUUUAGACAAACUCGGAGGAUUCAAGAUCAAACUGCGAGGAACAGUUGACGUCAAGGGCAAGGGCACAAUGCAGACUUUCUGGCUGACUGGCCACUCGAUGUACGAACAUCUUACGCCGGAAAUGCUUAUACCAAUGUAUAAGCAAAACGUAGUCACAGAACCUGAUUUUCUUCAGAUAAUCUAGAAUUUGAUGGACAAACUGCACACUACUAAGCAAUCCAGUUCGUUAAUGUGAUUAGCGAAACGAUAGUUUAAUAAUUCAUGAUAAAUUAUUGUUCAAUUCGAGCAAAAUAUGUUUGCAUAGAAGUGCGAGCACCUAAUAUAGAUCAAAUCAAUAAAGCGUAUAAGAAUAAAUUUUGGCUAGUAGGAUAAAAUGGUAGAAAAUGAGUGUUAUAAAGAAAACAUCAUUUUAUUCGUUGUUUUUUGAAUAACAUGUCAGCACUCUUUAUUUAAGUCGAAACCACUAACACAACGCUCUGUGUAGAAAUGCAAAACGCUACUUACUGUAAAAAUAAAUUCAACGAAAAAUGUAAGAUUGUUAUUCCUCGUAGAUUCAUGUAGAUAUCAAAGCAGAUUUUGACAUUAGGCCGUUAAAUGAUUUAAAAAACUUUGUCGCACACAAAAAUACACACCAUCAUACAACAAACAUUCAAACACACUUUGACAAUUUUUUGUUAUAUGUUGAAAAGCAUGUGUAAAAACUGAAAUUUUAUUUUGAAGCAAAUACACUAUUUGACAACUGUAGAAAAAUAUCUUGGAUGCGGUGAAUAAUGAUGUACACAUUCGAGAGAGACUUGGAAAACCCUGUAUGUUGCCAACAUGCGUACUUAUCCGCAACAUCUGAAACCCCUGGGGAAGUAUUCCCCAAAGAGUUAAUGAACUAAAGCUCUAAUUGGCAAGCCGAUUGAUCAUCCAGAUCAAAGAUGGCGAAUUCAUUUGAUCAUAUGGAACAAUGUGCUACGUAAAACUUCUUCUUCUUCUACUUGGUGUAACGUUCUACACGGACAUGCCGGCCUUUACAGGCUUUCGAGACUUAUUCAGUAUCACAGCAUCCCGGUAGUCAGUUCUUGCUAUGGGGGUAUGGUCCAUUCUAGACUUAAACCCAUUUACACGCACACGUGUCAUCCACACUGUCGCACAUACUAAGGCGGAGUGUGUUAGCGCGCCGAUCGAGCAAGAGCUCUCGGCAGGGGCGCUCGGUGCGGCUGGUGUGCGUAACGGGAGUACGGGCCUUGUAAUGUUUUAAAGUGUAUUGUUAGUUGUGUCUUUUUAGUUAUUAUCGUGUAAUGUUAUUAUCAGUGUGAAUAAAGAAGUAUCGCCAAAGACAAGUACAGGCGGUCCCCGAGAUACACGGUACCUCUUAUACGCGGAUUCGGAGAUACGCGGUUUUCUAAAUUUGACAAUUCUUUGAGCAAAUUGUACUGAUUUGACACAUCAAUUGCAAAUUGCCAAAUAAUUUCCGUUUUGAUCGAAUGUUCAAAACUAUUUCAAAAGGUUUAAAACAGUUAUAUUCAGUCAGAAUCAUAUCAAAUAAUUCAUACAGUGACUAAAACCGCCCCCUACUUGCAAAAUUACACGAAAAUUUAUGAUAUUUUAGCUGGAAAUCACGAGAUUCGACUUACGCGGAAAUUCGAGAUACGCGGUAUUUUGGGGCCGUUUUCGGUCCCCAUUAACCGUGUAUCUCGGGGACCGCCUGUACAGUAGAGCGUCGAUUAUCCGGGCAGCUCGGGACCGGACGGUUGCCGGUUAAUCGAUUUGCACGGAUAAUGGUCUAAGAAAUGUCAAACGCAUAUAAAAAAUAUGAAAUUCACUAGUUUUAUCAUUA
Anopheles coluzzii is the source of this 6497-nucleotide messenger RNA. RefSeq lists its product as uncharacterized. Gene Ontology annotation, biological process: intracellular signal transduction; receptor guanylyl cyclase signaling pathway; cGMP biosynthetic process. The coding region runs from base 894 to 4856 and encodes 1320 amino acids. The record is from RefSeq and is a predicted model, not a curated record. Gene Ontology annotation, molecular function: guanylate cyclase activity; peptide receptor activity. The transcript is spliced from 13 exons. NCBI's taxonomy places the organism in Eukaryota, Metazoa, Arthropoda, Insecta, Diptera, Culicidae.